AUGGAAAACACAGUUGGGUGGAAGUCAGAGCUGGGCUUUGCCACUGAUGUGCUGGGUGGCUUUAGGAUCCUGAAAAUGCAAACCAUCAGCUUAAAACGCACCUGCCCUGGUGGUUCUCUGGCAGCAGCUUGGGAACGGGCAUCAAGAGACUUGGCUGUGACAGUUCCCGAGGGCAAAGUGGUGGUUCUGAAUUUCCGAUUCAUAGACCUCGAGAGUGACAAUCUGUGCCGUUACGACUUUGUGGAUGUGUACAGUGGUCACACCAAUGGCCAGCGUAUCGGGCGCUUCUGUGGCACGUUCCGGCCUGGAGCCCUUGUGUCCAGUGGUAACAAGAUGAUGGUGCAGAUGAUUUCCGAUGCCAACACAGCUGGGAAUGGCUUCAUGGCCAUGUUCUCUGCUGCUGAACCAAAUGAAAGAGGAGAUCAGUAUUGUGGAGGACGCCUUGAAAGACCUUCUGGCUCUUUUAAAACCCCCAACUGGCCAGACCGAGAUUACCCUGCAGGAGUCACUUGUGUGUGGCACAUUGUAGCCCCAAAGAAUCAGCUUAUAGAAUUAAAAUUUGAGAAGUUUGAUGUUGAGCGUGAUAACUAUUGCCGAUACGAUUUUGUGGCUGUGUUCAAUGGUGGAGAAGUCAAUGACGCUAAAAGAAUCGGCAAGUAUUGUGGCGAUAGUCCACCUGCGCCAAUUGUAUCUGAGAGAAAUGAACUUCUCAUUCAGUUUUUAUCAGACUUAAGUUUAACUGCAGAUGGGUUUAUUGGUCACUAUAAAUUCAGGCCAAAAAAACUGCCUACAACUACAGCACCACCUGUUACCACCACAUUCCCUGUAACCACAGGUUUAAAACCCACAGUGGCCCUGUGUCAACAAAAGUGUAGACGGACGGGGACUCUGGAGAGCAAUUAUUGUUCAAGUAACUUUGUAUUGGCCGGCACCGUGAUCACAACUGUCACCCGAGGUGGAAGCUUGCAUGCCACCGUCUCGAUCAUCAACAUCUACAAAGAGGGAAAUCUGGCAAUUCAGCAGGCUGGCAAGAACAUGAGUGCCAAGGUCACUGUGGUCUGCAAGCAGUGCCCUCUCCUCAGGAGAGGUCUAAAUUACAUUAUUAUGGGCCAGGUGGGUGAAGACGGGCGAGGCAAAAUCAUGCCAGACAGCUUUAUCAUGAUGUUCAAGACCAAGAAUCAGAAGCUUCUGGAUGCCUUGAAAGACAAGCAAUGUUAAUAGUGAACUGUGUCAAUUUAAGUUGCAUUCUGUCAUUGCCUUUGAAAGAUCUAUAUUUUUCUCUGUAGAAAAAAAAAUCUUAUAUUAAUUAUUGAGCAUUCAGAAAGAUUUACUCUUCACAUGAUGUAGGUAUGAGACCUCCGAUAUCACUGGUGGAAGUUCUGUGUCUGCACUGAGAGGAACAGAUGCGUGAUUGAAAACCUGCAGACUUAGUGCAGUGACAGGAAACUGAAUGUAUCAAGCGUUCUCAGUGUGGAAGCAGUUUAUUUAUACAUCUCUGUAAAAGGGUAUUUUAGAAAUAAGUUGUGUGAAGAUGUAAAAAAGAGAUUUUAUAAGUGCAAUAUUUAUAGUGAUACUUGUUUUACCUUCAAGCAUUUGCUCUGAGGUGUUAUAUUCUUCUCUUGCAUUUUUUUAAGUCAGUGCUUAAUAAAAUAUUUUUAAAUGACUACAUAGCAGCCAUUAAACUUGUUUUUAUAGAAAAUGGAACACUGUAAAAAGGAACUUCCCUGCUUUUUUACAUAUCAGUUUGGCAUCAAUUUACACUUUGCUGAAAGAGUUAGCAUUCCAAGAACUUCAGGGACGGGAUGGAUCCAGUAAUGUAAGUAGACUAUAAUUCUCUGGAGAAUCAGAGAACGUUAGUGUUAGAAUGGCAUCCCUCAGGGAUCUAGUUCACCUCCUUCAUUUUGUAACAGAAAUUGAAGCUCGGGUCUAUUUAGUGACUCAUCUAGAGCACACAUCUCCCAAGAGACCCAGCUGGCACUCAAGCUCAGAAGUCCUGGCUCCUACCCAGUGCCCUCCCUGCCACCAGAAGAGGCCCUCCCUGCCCCAGAGGAAAACCCUCUUAGCCUGACUUUGCAGCGUUGGCUCUUUGUUUCCUUUGCUGCCUAAAUCACCAUGGGUUGUUUUAUAGGACUUGAAAUUAGAGGUGAGUCUGAUGCCCCGGUCCUGUUCCUCCCCACUUAACUGGAUCAGGCUGCAUCAGCUAGGAUGCUUUCUGCUGUGGCCUUUGAGGAAUCAGUUUUCACUCAGUGGUGGAGGAACUGUGAAGGAACUCCCCGCCUCUGCACACAGCUGUUGAACCUGCAAAGGCUGUGGCAACCAGCCCUCAGGAGUUUGCCGGCCAGCAGCUGUGGAAGAGGGGGCAACCAUCCCUGUCUGAGGACGGGUGGGGGGGGGGAAGCACAUCAGGGACGAACAAAGACUUGGGUCACAAGGUCUCUCAUGGUAGAACCAAAGGUUUAGAAAUAAGGAAAAGUUUCUUUUGGGUAAACACAAUAAUUCCCAGCCCUAGAAGUGACCAUUCAAAAGGCAAAAAAAAAAAGAAUUUCGAAAGGAAGAAUCCCUCUGUUUUGGCAGCUGACUGAGCACAAGCAAGCCAUGAAUGUGGCCUGGUUGUGGGGUCAGGAAUCAUUCCUAACCUCUCCCACUGGGCUGCCCCCAUCAGUCCCAGAGAAUUCAGCAGCUGAGAAGGUGGAUGAACGGCAGGAGUUGGUGGUUGACUUCCCUGGCCAGUGCCACCUUUUAGAAAGGUCCCCCACAAGGCACAGCUGUGCCCAGCCAGGAUGCAACUGUGGAAUCCUGAUUGAUUCUAACCUUCAAGGCAGGGGAGUUCCUUUCAAGAACGCAUGUUAUGAGACUUUGCAAUGAUUACCAAAGAUUUCAGUAUUUGGGGGGCACCUGGCUGGCUCAGCCAGUAGAGCGCGGGACUCUUGAUCUCUCGAACGGGAGUUCGAGAUGACUCGUCUGGAGUGUGUGUGGUGUGGGGUGUGUGGUGUGGGGAUUACUUAAAAAAAAAAAAAAAAGAUUGUUGUAUUUCUUCUCCUUCUCUUCUAAUUGGUGCAUUACCAGCAGAAAGACUGCCAUUUGUGCUGGGUGGGUGCCUGAGUCACAGUGAGGUAAAAAUUGGGAAAAGGACUCCAAACUAUUUAUACCAUUGACAUCUCUGACACAAGACUUUGAACUGUUGAGGGAAUCAGUGGUUAAUAACGAAUGGCACUGGUUUGUCUUUUAAUUCAAUUAUUCAAAACAGAGAUAAGCUGAAUAGUGACCUUGCUCUUUUGGUCCAACAACCAUUUCUUAAUUUCUUUCUUGUUUAAUAAAUCACUUAUUUUGACUGAACUUGAGUUUCCUUAGUUAUAAAUUGAAGGAGUUAGACUAGAUGACUUCUGGGAAUUAUUUCUCUUUUAGGAACUUUUUUUUUAAUUUUAUUUUUUCAAAGUGUAAUUGACUAAGUUUUGUUUUUGUUUUUAGUACUUGUACUUGGGGACUCAAAUACACAUGAUGAACAAAUGGGUGACCAUACUAAUACAUCAUAAAACAUUUCCAGACUCUCUGAUGUGUUUCAGGGGGUCCUGUUAGCUUAAUUUUCAUCCUUUGAAUUCAAUUCCUAUAAUAAAAAUAUAUGAAUUUUG
Molecule: messenger RNA, 3629 nt
Organism: Leptonychotes weddellii (Weddell seal)
Lineage: Eukaryota; Metazoa; Chordata; Mammalia; Carnivora; Phocidae
Source: RefSeq, a predicted model, not a curated record